This is a messenger RNA of Drepanopeziza brunnea f. sp. 'multigermtubi' MB_m1, 1278 nucleotides long. NCBI's taxonomy places the organism in Eukaryota, Fungi, Ascomycota, Leotiomycetes, Helotiales, Drepanopezizaceae. The record is from RefSeq and is a predicted model, not a curated record.
AUGGCAAGCAAAGAAUCAUCGGAGCGCCUCGUCUUCGACCCUGAUGGAGACCUCCUACUCCGGUUCACUUGUCCGGUAGAAGAAGACGAGCAGGAGGGUGAUGUCGCAAACGAUCACCCGCAAAGUUACGAUGACGAUGGACCUCUCCUACCGUGGAUUGGAGAUCCUUCCCCGUUGGACGAAGAUAAGAGGCAUCCAGAAGACCCUGAGGAACCGCAUAUCUCCGUCCCAGGUGAAGAUGCGUCAACGGAGGAGACAGACGCUGUCCUUGUACCAGAUGCUGGCUUGGAUGGCACUAGCUGCCCUUCUGUGGAAAAUGGUCCGCCUCUUCGAACCACGGAAAUGCUGGUAUCCUCGAAGCACCUCAUGCUUGUCUCGCCAGUCUUCAAGGCUAUGUUUACCCACAGAUUCAAGGAGGGAGAGACGCUUCGAUCCAAUGGUCACGUGGAAGUCGAGCUUGAUGACGAGACCUAUGCGUUCGAGAUCCUGAUGGAUAUCAUCCACUGCCGGAUCAGAAAGAUACCCGGACACGUCAGCCUGCAGACGUUAGCAUCGCUGUCGAUUAUUGUCGAUAAGUAUCAAACGCUGGAGCCUGUAGAGCUCCACGUCAGAUUGUGGCUACCUGAGCUGAAGAAAGAGUUUCCCACCUCGAUGUCACCGGAGGUUCUGCCCUGGCUCAGCAUUGCCUGGGUGUUCCAACUCGAUGACGACUUCAUGGAUCUAACUCGGAUUGUUCAGCGUGAAAGCUUCGCAGGAUGGAAUGCUGGUAAACAGUGCUACCCGAUGCCGGACCGUAUAUAUGGUAGGACCUCUCGAUCUGCGCAAUUGGCCGUGGAGAAGCUGACAUGGGAGCUCCGCUUAGCCAAAGUCGAGGAACAGCGGCAAGCCUGCAUUGACGAAGCACUCUCGCUCGUGGAAAAUUACAUCAGCAUAUAUCAGAAUUCGUCCAAGUCCAUCUGUCGAGUCCUCCCACGCGACUCGCGACUCGAGUUUGCAUGCGACAGCAUGGUGCUUGGAAGCCUACUGAAGAGUGCCACACAGCUCGGUCUGUGGCCGAGGACCUCGUCGAUGUACCACAAUUCGUCGGUGUCCAAGACACUAGAACGAAUCACCGCCCUGGAGAUCGUCAGCUUAUGUAGAGCAGACUCCCUCCGCCCUGAUAUCGGCUAUGAUUUCGAUGGGAUCUCCUUCCCCUCUUGUACCAAAAUCAAGCGCACGAUCCAUAGAAAGCUGAAUGCAAUUGAGAAUCGAUUGGUCGGCUUGAGCCUAGAUUUCUGA